Somion occarium is the source of this 1901-nucleotide messenger RNA. NCBI's taxonomy places the organism in Eukaryota, Fungi, Basidiomycota, Agaricomycetes, Polyporales, Cerrenaceae. The record is from the annotation of a GenBank genome assembly.
GACCUCGCGCGCGCGAUCACCUCCUCUCUCAUCUUAACUUCUAACAUUCCACCGUUUUGACACCCAUUCUUGUGUUCUCGUUGCUGCCUGAACGAAUAUCCGCCCCUUUCGUACGUGUACGCUACAGGUUGAAGCAUUUGAUCAAACUGCAAGCUCGAUAACUCAGACUCUUCGACGACUACGCCAGGCACAGAGGAACUUGAAGGCGUCCACUUCAGGGAAUCUGUGUAACCGUCUACCAGGGACAUUCUGCCAUUCAGAGGAGAGACCUGUGAAGUCCUAGCUACCCCUGAACAAACACGCGUCUACUUGCAAGGGACGUGUUGUGAUACAUUGAAAGUGAGGUAUUCCAUUGUUCCUCCACACCACUCUGUCCUCAAUAUCUUCACAAAAUACAGCAUGAAGGCGGAAGACACUCCUUCACAAACCCCUACAACUACAUUCUCCGCCGCCCAAUGGGGUCCCCAAUCACAAAUCCCCAUUGACCCUGCUUUGCAGCAGCAACAACCCACGCCGCACCCAACGCCCACAUACACGCACUAUCAAUAUCAACAUUACGCCGCUCAAGCGGGAUACUCACAUUACCAAUAUCCGCCUCCACAACAACCUCAACAACCGCCACAGCAGCAACAGCAAGCUUAUGUCCCCCAUGCUCAACCUCCGUCGGGUGCGGCCACUAUGGCUGUGGCACCUCAACCCGCACGGCAGAAUAUCCAACCCAUGCAGACUACGACAAUCACGAGCACACUAGAUACUGCGGACGUUGCGACGUUGAAUGAUGCACUAGGAAGUGCUGGUGUAGACCUUCGGGCUGAAGAAGAGACACUACAUCGCACCUUCGAUACAUAUCAAGCAUACAGACCUUACGAGGAUCGCUCUCGAAAACAACCACCGAGACCCAAUUUCGAUGCUCGUAUUGUUGGAGGUACAAUGCGUGACAUUGGGAACAAGCAUAAAGUGACCAAAAUUCCUGAAGACUCUGUCAACUACGUUGCCUUGGCUGCUCGUGCACGAUUACAAGACUUAGUCACCGCCAUGAUUGAGGCUUCAGCACAUCGAACGAACACUCAAUUUGAUCGAGCACCUUCGACAUACGGGGACGGUUCACCAAUGUGGGGUCUGGUCAUCAGAAGCGACGUGGGCAAGCAAUUAGCAGCGCUGGAGAAGAUCGAAAAGGAGGAAGAGAUGAAGGUGAGGAGGGAGAGGAGAGAACGUGAAGAAGCCGCUGCAGCUCAAACUGCAGCCCUUCAAGCACAGCAAGCAGCAAGCGGAUCCGCCAUGGUAGUAGAUGGUGAGGAAGAUGGCCAGCCGAAGAAGAAGAAAAAGAAGGAAGGGCCAGGUGUUACGGCUCGCAACAUGUCGGAAGACGUUAGGAAGAAAAUGUCAAACGCGGUUGCGAGUCAAGCUGCUGGCUUGGGUACGGGAAAGUAUGCUUGGAUGACGGCUGCAAGUGCUACUGUAGCACCACCCAAACCCAAACCUGUUACGAGUACCGGCUCGUCAGGAUUAUCGCCUGCGACCACGACCGCUCCAGCAGUUGGUGCGGGUGGUGCGGGAGGUUGGGCUAGACCAUAUGUUUCGUCUAAGCCUAGCACACAGCAGAUGACACCUCCCAAGGAGGAGGAUGGUAGACGGCUGAUUACUUUGAGGGAUGCAUUGUUUGUUAUUGAGAAGGAGCGAGGUCAUGGUGGCGGAAAGGGCUCGGCCAGAGGAUGGACAUGAUUGCCAAGUGUUUGCCUCAAUUCCUGUGGUCCUUGCUAUAGUACUCUUAUUUAAUGUCAUGGCUUCCGAGCUGUUUUCAUCCUGCAUAUAUGAUGCUGUCACUUGAAGCUUGAAGAUGCGUGAUGAACCAUCACGAUCGCGCAAAUAAAACGUCCGAGGAAAAAAGUCACGACAUCGGA